CAUUCGGACUCAGGUUAAUCUAGCCACUUUCAUAUUCACUUCAUCGAGCAAUCCAAUUCAGUCCACAGGUACCUACCUAGGUACAGUACCCAGUUCUAUUUGACCAUCGCUGUUACAAACUCUCCACUCAAACAACUUACACGCAAUUGACCAAUCAUCAACGUCCUCACUCUCAGCAACCAUGAGUCGUCGACAAGACCACCACCAGCAGCGCCACUACGGCCAGACAUACAACACAGACAGCUCUAGGAAUUGGAGUGACGAGGCUGUCAGAGGCAGCUGGGAUUCAAACUACAACUACCAGAGAACAACUUCAGCCAACACAUCACCAAGAGACCAGUCUCAGGCCUGGAGGCGACCAAGUCCCCAAGCCUACGACAGACGCCAGACCAUGGUUAACCAAUGGCUUGGCCAACAGUACAGCCAUGACUCCUCGAAUGUAGUAGAUGCUGUUUCUGAUCUAACAACUCCCACGACAUCUCCGGCCUUUAGCGACUCUCCCACGUUUCCCUCCCGAACUCAGGAAGCACCUCCAUAUCAGACACAUGCUGUCACCAAUGACUUUCUCGCACCGCCUUUGAGGACUUGUAUCCCCCACCGACCGCAUGAUAGCUACUACCCCAAUGCUCCCCCAGCUUCCUCUCGAGGCUCUACAUCUUACCGCCUUGACAACAGAUCUGUAGACUAUCGACACGUGGAGCCCAGGUCAGCCGAGCAAGAUCUUCGAGGAGUUGGCUCGUUUGCCGACAAUGAUCGCUCACGCCGGGAAGUCAAGUACAAACCACUCAGCAAUUGGUUUGGCCUCUGGUUACCCCCUCAAGAAUGAGCUUGGCCACAUCAACACCCAAGAUUCUACACCACUUCCACUUCAAUGCUACGCAACGAUCUCAAGCGCCCAGCUACAGAUUCUGGAGAAAAUGCAUCUAGAAGAGUAUUGUACUCUUCAUUGCGCCUCGAUUUCUCUCGUUUCAUCUCUUGUUUUUCUUUCCAGAUUUCUCCCUCUCUCAUCUCUCUAACACAGCCUGCCUGCCUGAUUUGCAUACAUACAUACAUACAUACAUACAUGGGUUAUGUUGGGUUCACAUAUUUCCUCUAUUUAACAUGGCAUUUCUUUUUCGAUCAGACAGUCACAUUCCUUUGAUUGUGUUAGACCAGUGUUGUGAUCUUUCAUACAAGUCCUCUCUCUUUUUUCUUUAUUCUGUGUAUAUCUGAUUCAUCACGACAAUCUCUGUCUCAUGGACGAGCCUUUUAAACAAUGCAAGCCAUUGUAGAAGAUAUUCAUUCCCAUGAUGCAUUUUUCAUUUUCUCUAUAAAACAAAGCGUUUCUCUUUUUCCUUCCUUCUAUCCGAAAAAAAAAAAUGACUGUCUGUUCUAAUUCUGUCCCCUUCAUUUAUUGACCCCCUUCUCCUUUUCCUUUCUCAAAGCCUCCAGGCCUUGGAGCAAAUCCCUCUUGAGAUCUUCAAGACCCUCAACACCAAUGCUCACCCGUAAAAGUCUCUUAUCAAUCUUAGGAUCAGUCAUCGCACGCCACUCAAUCAAACUCUCAACACCACCCAAGCUAGUGGCAUGGUGGAACAAUUUCAACUUGGAUGGCAGUCGCUUAGCGACAUCUCCAUCGCGAAGAUACACCGAGAAAACAGGGCCAUAGCCAUUGGGCAUCUGCUUCUGCAACCAACUACCCUCAAUUGAUGCCUCGGGUUGGAGACUGGCGUGCUGAACUCGCUCGACUAGGGCGCCGAUUGCAGAUGAAGGAUCGCGCUGCUGCUCAGCCAACCAGUCAACCAGUGCAGUAGCAGUAGCGCUCUGGCGCUGGACGCGGAGCUCGAGGGUUCGAAGGGAGCGGAUACCCAGCCACCCCUCCAAGCUACCCAUAACAGAACCAAGAAGAAGGCGGUCAUUGAGGAGACUACGUUCCCAGUCUUUGUGCUUGUGAUUGACAGACAGCGUACCGCAGAGCAUAUCGGAGUGACCACCAAAGUAUUUUGUGCCGCUAUGCAUGACAACAUCAACGUCAUACUUGAAAGGAUCCUGCAGAGGAGGUGGUGCAAAUGUCGCAUCAACAGUCAGGUAAGCACCAGCUUUCUUGGCCUUUUCAGCAUAUGCUGCAAGAUCGCGUGCCUCGCCAGUGGGGUUAAGAGGCGUCUCGACAUGGAUGACAUCGCCGGGCUCAAGAUCCUCAACAGCACAGUCCAAAGGCAGUGUCUUGAGACCUGUCAGGCGAGAGAGAAUGCUGAUCACUCCGUGGCAGCCGUGGUAGCCAUCUCCAAUGGCAAUACGCUUAGGGUUCAAAUGGACCAACAUGGCGUGGAAAGCAGACAGACCAGAAGAGUAAGUAAUCGUUGGAGCGCCAAUGACGGAUGUGAGAAUUGCCUCGAGACGAGUGGUGUUGGGACCAGUUGCCCGAGAGUAGACAUGAGAGUCCAGAGGGUUGUUGGGCUACACAAGUUUAGCAAAAUUCGUCAUGAGAUGUCAGAAGGAUGUCAGGGGUGUUCAUGAUGGUAUUGGGUCAACUCUAGUCAUGAUAUUCCCGACCAUCUGGUAGUUUCUUCUGGAGACACCUGCAGCAAAUCAAGACAAGGAAGCAUGCACACUUACAUCGGUAUUAUCCCAGGCCUUCAGAGCAUCAGGGUCAUUGCUGUACCUGAAAGUCGUGCUGACAUGCAUAGCCGGCGCAACAGCUCUGUGUGACUGGAUGCCUUCAUCGGCAUGAACAGCGCGGGAUGCCAGUGUCAGCCCGGCGAGGGAGCUAUCAAGUCCGGUCUGGGCCCCGGCUGUACCGUCCGGUACCGAUGAGACGUCCUUGAGGUUGGUAGGAACUUCGUCAGAGGCCAUGAUCUCCUUCUUUGCCUUUUCAGUUGUUUUGAGAAUUUGAUGGAAAUUUGUAAGUUGAUGGAUAUAGUAGCAGUCCAGGUCUAUAUGUGCUCGUGUCUGGCGCCCUCCGAGUGAUAGAGCGGGGCCUCUAAGGAAGGAAUCUAUCAAUGACAAGCACGCAAUAACAAGUGGAUGCAGCCGUUGGAACAAUUUCUACGGUUUCUUUUUACUGGACUGUCUCCGUCAUCGGCUAUAUUACCACGCCCUAUGGCAAGAUCAUGUUAUGCUGAAUAUAAUCUAAUUAUCCAAUCAAUGUCGCAUC
Messenger RNA from Fusarium verticillioides 7600, 3133 nucleotides. RefSeq lists its product as hypothetical. The record is from RefSeq and is a predicted model, not a curated record. The coding region runs from base 182 to 826 and encodes 214 amino acids. NCBI's taxonomy places the organism in Eukaryota, Fungi, Ascomycota, Sordariomycetes, Hypocreales, Nectriaceae. The transcript has 2 exons.